Molecule: messenger RNA, 474 nt
Organism: Coprinopsis cinerea okayama7#130
Lineage: Eukaryota; Fungi; Basidiomycota; Agaricomycetes; Agaricales; Psathyrellaceae
Exons: 3
Coding region: 1-474 (157 amino acids)
Source: RefSeq, a predicted model, not a curated record
AUGAAGAUCGACUGGUCUAAAGAGUACAAGGCCGACGGGACCAGAAGGAGCCCUCCCCCCAAUGCUUUGCACGGCUGGCUGGCAAAGAUGCGAGGGACUCUUGUCGGUAACGAGGAAGUUAGAAGCAAAGGGAUGCGAGAAAUGCGGGAUGCUCGAAGGUACAAGGAGACCCAAAGAGCGCGAGCGAAGAUGGCAAAGGCCAAAAACGGCGGGGGCGGUUUCCUCUCAAUCUUUAGCAAAUCCAAGCCCAAACCCCAACCCCAACAGCCUGGCCGCCGACUCACUCGCUCUGACCGUAGCACGAGUUAUUCCUCGAGGAAGACACACCAGUCAAGUUCCUCCAGCAGGCGAUCCCGUCCUGCACCGCCUUCCCGUCGGGGGACCAACACGUCUUCACGUACCAUGCCUGGCGCAUAUCCUCAAGAAUCUAAGUCUUCAAGAUCCACUCCUUCUCGCAGAUCGAGCAGAAGAUAG